AUGGAAGAACUCCAAGCCAAACACCGCAAGGAGCAGCGCGACCUGCAAUCCCGCAUCACCCAGAAGAAAAAAUCCGCGACCAAAAAGACCCGCAAGGGUGUGAACGACGAAUGCGAACGAUGGCAGCGGGAGCUCCUGGAGCGUCAACAGACCGAAAUUGCGGAGCUAAACGGCGACUUGAAUCCCCCAAUAGAACACUUUGACAAUCUGCAUAUCACGGACAACGACCAAGCGCCCGUAACAGCCAGCGGCCCAACAGAUGCAGACGCCAGUAAUGCCCCACCUGUACAAUCUACACCAACCCCUUCCGCCGCUCCUCCUCUCGAUGGUCCAUCCCAGCAGCCCACUAAAAGGCCCAACCGCCAAAAAGCCCGACUUGCCCGCCGCGCCGCUGAACGUGAAGCCGAAGCCGAAGCCGCCGCUGCUGAAGCAGCCAAUCAAACAGAUCACCGAAGUAACGAAAAGCAGGCCAUGCAAGCUGUAUUUGACCGCCUGGGCCUCAAAGAACGAGACAUCGCGCCCGACGGCCACUGCCUAUACUCGGCCGUCGCGGUGCAAUUGGCGGAAGUCGGUGUGGAUUUAAGCCUCGAUGAACGGACCCCGGCUGCCAAGUCCACUGGGGAGAAACAGCGAUCGACCAGGAAUGAUGGGUAUAAAACUGUAAGAGCCACAACGGGAAAGUUUGUACUGGCCAAUGCGGAUGAUUUUGCACCUUUUAUCGACGAACCCCUAGAGGAGUAUGCGCGAAAGAUCAUGUUUACCUCGGAGUGGGGCGGGCAGUUGGAGUUGCAGGCGAUGGCGAGGGCAUACGGUGUGGAGAUAAAUGUGAUUCAGGGAGAUGGACGGAAUGAGAAGUUUGAGCCGGGGGACGAUAAAGGAGGGGAGAGAAAGAAGAUCUGGUUGGCGUAUUACCGCCAUUCUUACGGGCUUGGAGAGCAUUACAAUGCCCUGUCAUGGGUUGCUUGAGGGAACGAGGCUCACAUAAAGAUGCCAGUAUAUGUGACGAAACGAUUAAUCCCGUCGACGCCAAAUCGAGACCCAGUCCAGCACAUUUCCCUUGUCAUCCAUACCAACCGUGUGGGUCCUCUUAGGCUGCCAGUGAGCGACGCGCUCAAGACCUU
Coccidioides posadasii C735 delta SOWgp is the source of this 1121-nucleotide messenger RNA. RefSeq lists its product as uncharacterized. NCBI's taxonomy places the organism in Eukaryota, Fungi, Ascomycota, Eurotiomycetes, Onygenales, Onygenaceae. The record is from RefSeq and is a predicted model, not a curated record. Gene Ontology annotation, biological process: protein deubiquitination. Gene Ontology annotation, molecular function: cysteine-type deubiquitinase activity.